UCUGCACCCAGGCCUGGGUGGAGGGAGAGAACCCGUGCUGGACAGAAGUGCUGCAGAUUACAAUGUUCCAACUGAGCCUUCUGCUGUUUCUCAUUGUGGCCACCAAAGGGUUCAGCGCAGAUGAGGACAGUUCUGCUCCCAAGAAAUGGACCUGCUCAUCCCUGUCCUCAUCUAAGCCCAGAAGCUGCAAGGAAAUCAAAGACAGGUGCCGCAGUGCCCGCGAUGGCCUGUAUUUCCUCCGCACUGAGAACGGUGUUGUCUACCAGACCUUCUGUGACAUGACCACUGCGGGCGGCGGCUGGACCCUGGUGGCCAGUGUGCACGAGAACUUCAUGGCCGGGAAGUGCACGGUGGGUGACCGCUGGUCCAGUCAGCAGGGCAGCAGAGCAGACUACCCUGAGGGGGAUGGAAAUUGGGCCAAUUACAACACCUUUGGGUCUGCAGAGACGGCCACAAGUGAUGACUACAAGAACCCUGGCUACUACGACAUCCAGGCCCUGGACCUGGGCAUCUGGCACGUGCCCAACAACUGCCCCCUGCAGCACUGGAGGAACAGCUCCCUGCUGAGGUACCGCACCAGCAUCGGCUUCUUCCAACACACAGAACAUAAUCUGUUUGGCAUCUACCAGAAAUAUCCAGUGAAGUACGGGACAGGGAAGUGUUGGACUGACAACGGCCCGGCAGUUCCUGUGGUCUAUGACUUUGGUGAUGCCCAGAAAACAGCAUCUUAUUACUCACCUCUCGGCCAGCCGGAAUUCACUGCAGGAUUUGUCCAGUUCAGGGUAUUUAAUAAUGAGAGAGCGGCCAAUGCCUUGUGUGCUGGAAUAAGGGUCACUGGAUGCAACACUGAGCACCACUGCAUUGGUGGAGGAGGAUUCUUCCCAGAGGGCAAUCCCAGACAGUGCGGGGAUUUCUCUGCUUUUGACUGGAAUGGACAUGGAACUCAUACAGGUUUCAGCAGUAGCCGGGAGAUAACUGAGGCAGCCGUACUUUUAUUCUACCGUUGAGAGCUUUGUGGAAGAGGAUCCAGAUGUCUACUCUCAA
Messenger RNA from Tupaia belangeri chinensis (Chinese tree shrew), 1044 nucleotides. Its product is annotated as intelectin-1. Gene Ontology annotation, molecular function: oligosaccharide binding. Bases 63 to 1007 code for a protein of 314 amino acids. The record is from RefSeq and is a predicted model, not a curated record. The transcript has 8 exons. NCBI's taxonomy places the organism in Eukaryota, Metazoa, Chordata, Mammalia, Scandentia, Tupaiidae.